AUGAAUUUGCAUGAUAUCAACCUGUGGUACACAUACGACAUGAUACAGCAGAGGAUCCGCUCUAUCAAAGAGACUGCUAAGUUUGACAGUGAGUUUACAUCAGCCAGCAACUACAGUAACUAAUUUAGCUAGCUAGACCAGGGUAGGGGUCUCCAAUAGGUCAAUCAAAAAUACAUGCAAUUUUUACGUGUUCAACCGCAAAACUGUCAUAAACAAGUCUCACAAGUAUCAGACACCGCAAGCUCCCAGCUAUUAUCUAAUCAACGCAACAUUGACAUUAUCCCACCCCUGGUUAGCCACUUUUGGCUUAAAAAGCCUAACACAAUAUCUGCCAAUUAAUUUCCAGCAAUAUUGCCACUGUGUGGUGCGCGCAUUUGUCCAUCACUCCAUGUGUAGCCAGUUGAUGUGGCAACCAUCUUGUGGGUUGAAAUAAAUACUUACCCCAAAACCUUCUAAAUUAAAUGUUAACUGCAAAGUAGGCUUAUCUGGCAGAAGUAUAUCAUGAGUAAGUAUAUAAUUGGUAUCUAUUAUUUGUAAACUUUGCCAUGAAAGGGUGCAGCAGUACAGAACCAUCGCUAGGCCAGCACAUUAGAUGUCACAUUCUUUUUUUCUCUUUUAUGAUAUCAUGGCGGUCCACAAAUAAACGUUUAAAGUGCAUGCCACCACCUAAGAUUAUGAACCCUGCCAAGAUAGCCUAAAUAGGAGGCCUAUUGUGUGUUGUUUUCUUUGCCUGUGUUUUAUAAAUAUGACCUGUGUGUGCCUGGGUGCAGAGUAUAGCUAUGACUGGAACACCAGUGUGAUAGAACAGGAAAUGAAGUUUCAACACUGGACAGCUGAUGACCUGCUCAACCAGAGACGUCAGUUUGAGAUUUUUGACACCAACAAUGACCGCACGCUGUACUUUGACGAGUUGUGAGAGAACACAGUAAAUUCAGAUGUGACUUUUCCUGAUGUCAUGAUGUGGCUACUCAGUGAUUUUUAACUGAAGAGGCUGUAGGUGGCAGCACACAAAUUCCAUAACACGAUAAUGAGGUAGUCUUAUCAUGAGUCUCUCUGUCCUGGUUUCGAAACAUCUCACAUGAGUAAAAGUGGGUGCUACUAUCGCAGACUUACUUCCAUUCCUCUCCUCUACCUCCUAACAGUUCCUCAUCUCUGAACAUGGUCAACUAUGAAGGCCAGAAAGGCGAUAAUUAACAAUGCACAAAGCCAACUACAAUUGCAUAAAUUUGAGGAGUAUCUUCUUCUUCUUUGGUAUUAUGGCGGUCUGCAAACAAAUGUUAUAGGUGCAUGCCGUCACCUACUGUGUUGGCUGUGUAUCAGCCUACUAUUCUGUAGUAUGAAUUCAUUACACUUUGUGAAAAAUUCUCCCUACCAACUAACCCUACACCCAUAAAAACCUCAUCACUAUUCCACUACUUUGGCCCUAUCUGAUCCUACACCACCAGGCUGGCAGCCUGGGAGGACGGGACACUAUAGUUCAAAACACCUUGUAACUUCUGCAGUAAAAUCUCGUACACCCAAGUACUUCUCUGCAGCUGCCACCACAAUGUCUAUCCUUUGUGAUUUACAUUCCAUUCCUGCUAUACAGUUGUCAUGAAUCCCAAAACACCAACCUUACUGAAGCAUGUUAUUACUAUCACUCUCUAUUGACCUCGGCCUUGAGGAGUUCCCCCAGGUAGAGCACACACAUAAUUACAUUAUUUAACCUGUUUUGGACAUAUUAUAAGAAGCAGUGAUGUGAAGCUUCUGCAUCUACUUACAACCAACACCUUGUUCGUUUUUAUUGCAGAACAGAGGAUGUGUCCCUGUAUAUUUUGUGUCUAGGUCUAUAUUGUGAUUAUAUUGGUCUGUAUUGUGACUGUGUUGUCUCCCCUCCUACAGCUGUUGUAUGACCUUAAGCAGGGCGCAACUGCCUCUCGAGAGCGAGGACAACAAGGACACGGCCACCGGUGGCAUCUGUGAGGUGGCACGCAUGGACACCUUACAGCAGAUGUGCUAUGGUGUCUUCUAA
Coregonus sp. 'balchen' is the source of this 2011-nucleotide messenger RNA. The record is from the annotation of a GenBank genome assembly. NCBI's taxonomy places the organism in Eukaryota, Metazoa, Chordata, Actinopteri, Salmoniformes, Salmonidae.